UCAAAAUGGCUGUCUUGAGUAGACUACUAUUUGGCACUGGUAAAAAAUUAUAUGGUAUAAAUGGAUCAGUGUGGAAAUUAUUGGUCAAAAACAAUUCCUAUGUGAUUCAGAAUCAAGGGGCAAUAAGAUGUAUGUCUGAACAUCGUACUAUGGAUAUAGCUGCAUCUAAUUCCGAUUGGAGAAUUAUUAAAAAUUGGAUGUAUUUUUACUUCUUUCUCAGUGCCAUACCUGUUUUUAUAAUUAUCUUCUGUAGCAAUGUGUUUGUAGGCCCUGCAACAAUAGAAAAAACACCUGAAGGAUACAUUCCAAAACCCUGGGAAUAUUACAGAUAUCCUGUUACAAGAUUUUUUGCGAGGUAUUUUUUUCCAAACAUACAAAUGGAAUAUGAAAAAUAUCUUCAUAAAAUGCAAGUAGCUGAGAAUAAAAGACGACUACGUGAGUUAGAAGAUCAAAUGGCAUAUUUAGUAGCGACGAAAGGAGAUCAUCGAUAUUGGUCUUUCAGACAGAAUGCAUUACGAUAUGUGUUUCGUAGAAGAGAAGAAGCUGAUAAUUCGAUUUAAUAUGUUAGGAAUAAUUUGUAAAUGUAAACUAGAUGUGAAACAAAUUUACUUAUAGUAUUGAAUAAAAUGUAUCAAAAUUAA
This is a messenger RNA of Eufriesea mexicana, 641 nucleotides long. RefSeq names its product NADH dehydrogenase (ubiquinone) SGDH subunit (gene ND-SGDH). The coding region runs from base 6 to 560 and encodes 184 amino acids. NCBI's taxonomy places the organism in Eukaryota, Metazoa, Arthropoda, Insecta, Hymenoptera, Apidae. The transcript has 3 exons. Gene Ontology annotation, cellular component: respiratory chain complex I. The record is from RefSeq and is a predicted model, not a curated record.